CGUCAUUCGCAGGCUGGCCUGGACUGGACAAGGGAUGCUCAUUUCAUUAAAAAAUGAGUAUUGUUGACAUCAAAUCCAAUACAUUGGCCGAUGGCCUCGAUGUAAUGUGCCAGAAAUAAAUUCUCGUGCGUAUGGUUGAAAAAGACUUGAUUCUAUCUUCAGUUCAACGUUUGAGUUCUUGCUAGAGAAUCAUGCCGGGGACGGAGUCACAAGCUAUCGGAACCCGGCUGAGGACGGCGAUUGAAUGGCUAAGAGACCGCUGGGGAUGGAUCGUCACCGUUGCCUCAUUUGUUCUCUACUUUAUCACCAUUGGUGUCUUGUACUGCUAUGGUUUGAUUUUUAUCAGUUUGCAAGAAGAUUUCAAGAGCAGUGCCACAAUAAUAGGUUGGAUUGGAUCUCUGGCUUGGGCCAUCUCUACCCUGACGAGUCCUUUGACUGCCAUCCUCUUGAGAUGCUGUCAGACCCGCAUCAUCGCCCUCCUUGGCAUCAUCUUCUGUUCCUCUAGUCUCCUCAUCUCAUCCUAUGUCACCAAUGUCUACUCACUGUUUGCUACCUUCAGUGUCAUGUAUGGCAUGGGGAUCAAUUUUGCCCAGCACUCUACGCUCUGCCUCAUCUACACCUACUUCCCAAAGCAAAACUCUACAAGAACCAUCUCCUUUGCCCUGACAGGAUGCCAAGUUGGACUUCUUGCUCUGAAUCCGUUGAUGGCCUUCUUUGUUGCGUCCAAAGGAUGGCGUCUUGCUCUUCGUAUAUUCAGUGGGAUCGUGUUUGUCCCUGGUGUGAUCAGUUGCAUCAUCCUGCUUCCACCCAGGAAGAAGAGCAAUGCUUUGGGGAAUCCCGAGACUGGUCAACGUCUUGCGGUCUAUCGGGUAUGCAAGGAGGAUCAAGGUCGCGAGGAUCAUGGCAAUGAGAACAGCAGUAAUGGCAACCGGGUUCAGGCAUCAUCAGGGAAUGACGAUACUCCAACCGCACCGGGGGAAGAUGCCAGUCAUCAGAUUCAGAUCUCAACUCCCAAGGACCGAGGAGACUCGAUUCCCCCGAAGAACCACUGUUCAAAACCAGCAGUCUGUAAAUUUUGCGUGAAGAGGAAAGAAGAGGAUGAAGAUAGAGAGUGGAAAGGGGAGGAGGGACCCGAGAUUGAAAGGACUGCUGUUGAAAUGAAGAUGUCUAGAAAUCCUGUGACGUAUUUCUUUUCCAUUGCUCUGGCUACACUUUCCCUUGCAUGGACCUUCUUCAAUGUUAAUCUGGUGAGUUACACAGACAGUGUCGGGAUCACAGCAAACCAUGGCUCCAUCCUACUCACUAUCUUGGCUGGUGGUGAAAUGGUAGGCAAGGCACUCCUCUGCAUCUUUGGUGAUCAUGUUCCCAUUGCCAAGGUCUACAUAAUCAUCGUCUGUAAUAUCCUUUCGGCGGUCAUAUCUUGCGGUAUGAUUUUCUGUAGGGAUUUCUUCAGUAUGAUCUCAAUAGCUAUUGGUAUCGGGCUAAUGAGAGCCAUCUUCAAUACUGUGCCGUUUGGAGCUGGUAUAGAGAUCUUUGGGACUUCCCGAACUUCAGAGGCGUCUACUCUGGCAAUGUUCAGCUAUGGAUCAGGCUAUCUUGUAGGAUCAGUCAUCCCAGGUGGCAUCUAUGAUCUGACUGGUUCCUACACGCUCUCCCUGGUCUGUACUGCAAGCGUCUUUGUCCUAUCAGCCAUCAUGUUCAUGGUCAUCCCGCUCCGGAAACAACUUCACGACUACCUCAUCAAGACGUGCCUAGUCUUCAAGGGGUCAAGGAGGAAAGUGGACAAAGAUAUCUACGAGAAGUGCAGUCAGGAUGGUCACUCUGCCACCAACAUCAAGAUUGAUUAUCUAUAGAUCAUCAAUACUUACCUCACCACCAAAUGUUUUAAGAGAUGCAAGUAGAUGAACAUGUAGGUGAGUCAGGGUGCAGAAUAAGAGCCAAAAAGAUGAUUGUUAGUCCUGCCAGAUGUUUUUUCUAAUAUCAUAACAGCAAAGCUCAAAGCCUAGUGUUCAGAUAUGAUUGGACAAGUCCCACCUCUUGAGCUAUUGAGCCUGCAUUACGCUUCAGUUCUCAGAAAGGGUCCAUGCAGUUCCUAUGGAGAAUGCAUGAAUUUAUGAUUCCAUUAUAAUAUAAUUUCAUGAUGCCAUAAUGAUGUCAUUAUUACUGAUAAUUUUAUGUUAAGGUCACAAUGGAAAAUCAAAUUCAGCUUCUAAGGAGUAAAGAGCAAAGCAUAUACUUUAUAGAGGGCGAAUUUUAUUAUUGUAAGAACAAUAAUUAUUACUGUAUUUUCAUAUUUGAACCUUCUGAAAAUAAAAAAAAAUAUAACAUGAAAUUAGCAUUUUAUACAAACAAUGUUUGUUACAAUAAUUAUAUCAAUUUUUAAUAUCCCUCUUUUCUGACUCUGAGCAUGCAAGCUAUAAAAACAAGUGAAUUUAACCCUUUAAAAAAUAAACAGGACAACAGGUGUAUGAAUACAAUGCACACAUCAUAUAAUGCUGACUUAUUAUAAGGAAACAGGGAUAUUGCUUGUAGGCUGACUUACUUGUAUAAGGGUAUUAAACAGACUUGGGUUCUGUAUUGGAGAAGAAUGGAAUAAUCCAAAUACUGAACAGUUUGUGCUUUCUUUUUUGUGGAAAGCUGUAAGUUUGCAAUUGAUCUUUUCUACAUUUUUUCAUUUUCAUGUAAUUGGGUAUUAAAUAUUUUGCCUGGCAGAAAGCGUCCAUUUGUAAGCUGUGAGUUUGCAAUAGAUUAUUUCUGAAUGCUUUUCCAUGUAAUGGGGUAUUACUCUAUGUAUUUUACCUGGCAGAAAGUGCCUGAAUAUGAAAAUCAAUUAAACAAUUACUGGCAAAGGAAAUGUAUGUACAGAAGUGCUCAAAAGUUAGUGAACCCCACCAGAAAAUGGACAUAUUGAAAAGUAUUGC
Lytechinus variegatus (green sea urchin) is the source of this 2921-nucleotide messenger RNA. RefSeq lists its product as uncharacterized. Bases 192 to 1853 code for a protein of 553 amino acids. The transcript has 6 exons. Lineage: Eukaryota; Metazoa; Echinodermata; Echinoidea; Temnopleuroida; Toxopneustidae. Gene Ontology annotation, molecular function: transmembrane transporter activity. The record is from RefSeq and is a predicted model, not a curated record. Gene Ontology annotation, biological process: transmembrane transport.